Molecule: messenger RNA, 493 nt
Organism: Lentinula edodes (shiitake mushroom)
Lineage: Eukaryota; Fungi; Basidiomycota; Agaricomycetes; Agaricales; Omphalotaceae
Exons: 3
Coding region: 53-322 (89 amino acids)
Source: RefSeq, a predicted model, not a curated record
CGGCCGGCAUCUUACCUGGGUUUACUGACACUUAACUUGCUGUAACGCAUCAAUGAUCCGGAGGAACCCUACACUAAUUCCCAUGAACGAUAACGACGUUCAGGAUAUUCGGGACAUCGUCAAUAAAGGCAAGGUCGAUCCUGAAGGAAACGAGGUCUUGGCAGCGAAGAUGAAAAAACUGGCGGACAAUCCAAACUUCACCAACGAGGACCAGAAAAUGCUUGACAGUAUGAGGAUGUGGAAGGAAAGAGAAGAUCAUGAACGAACUGUCCUACCUGCGGAAACGUCGGGCUCGGGCUCUGCGAUGCGAUUUUCAUCUUAGAUGAAACUGUAUAUUUUCGUGCUAUUCCGAACUAAAAGAAGUUUUGAAACUUGAUGUGGCACAGAAUCGGAAUUCGCAAAGCAGUCAAGCGACGUGCCCUAGUUUGACAAUGACUAGAGUUUAUCUAGCUAAGCUUUCAUACCUUUGACCGUCAAUUAAGAUUUUACAGUC